This is a messenger RNA of Macadamia integrifolia, 3535 nucleotides long. RefSeq names its product FT-interacting protein 7-like. Bases 292 to 3327 code for a protein of 1011 amino acids. The transcript has a single exon. Lineage: Eukaryota; Viridiplantae; Streptophyta; Magnoliopsida; Proteales; Proteaceae. The record is from RefSeq and is a predicted model, not a curated record.
CAAAGGAAACUAAUCAAAACCAAUGAAUCUCUCUCUCUCUCUCUCUCUCUCUCUCUCUCUCUCUCUCUCUCUCCACCAGAUAGGGACCCAUAUCACUCUACCAAACGACAUUUCCUUCCCUCCUCAUACAAUGCCAUCCACCGAAUACUCUUCUUCCCAUCCCCACUGUUCUUCCGCCAUAUUCUGUUUUGUUUACUUCCACUUCCACACCACACUCACUUCUAUCACUUCUUUAUCAAUAUCCAUUUUCUGUUCUCAGAAUUCAGGUAAGGUGAGCCAAAUUAUCCUGCCAUGACAAACCUGGUGGUGGAGGUUCUUGAUGCCACUGACCUCAUGCCCAAAGAUGGGCAGGGAUCAGCAAGUCCAUUCGUCGAGGUCGAAUUCGAUGACCAACGUCACCGUACACAGACUAAGGUGAAAGAUCUCAACCCAUCAUGGAAUGAGAAGCUUGUGUUCAAUGUGUCAAACCCAAGAGACCUUCCCAACAAGACCAUUGAUAUAGUAGUCUACAAUGACCGCAAAGGCCACAAGAAUUUCCUUGGCAGAGUCAGGAUAUAUGGUGUCUCUGUCCCCAAUUCUGAAUCAGAAGCAUCAAUCCAACGUUACCCACUUGACAAGAGGGGCCUUUUCUCCAACAUUCGCGGCGACAUUGCUCUUAAAAUCUAUGCUGCUUAUGACAACUCCUCAUUGCCACCACAAGCCCAUGCUACUGGAGAGCCUAAUCCCCUCCAGGGAUUCCACACUGAUAAGCCAGGCGGCGAAGAUGUCAAGUCCAAUGAGAAGAAGAAGAAGAAGAAGGAGAAGGAGAAGGAGACAGAGACAAGAUCAUUCUACUCCAUUGGAACUGGUGCUCCUCCACCUCCUGGUCCUCCGCCAUUGUUCUCUGCCUUUGGGAUUGAUUCACAACAAAUGAAGGACAAACCAGUGGAAACCAGGACUGAUUAUGGUCGUGCAGCUCAACCUGCUUCUCAAGCUACUGUAAUGCAUAUGCAAUUUCCUAGACAGAAUCCUGAAUUCAACAUAGUGGAGACUAGGCCACCGGUUGCAGCCCGAUUGCGAUACAAGGGUGGCGACAGGACUAUGGGCACGUAUGAUCUCGUUGAGCAGAUGCACUACUUGUAUGUCAAUGUAGUCAAGGCUAAAGAUCUCCCUUCCAUGGAUGUAACCGGGAGUCUUGAUCCAUAUGUCGAAGUGAAGCUUGGGAAUUACAAAGCAAUAACCAAACACCUAGAGAAGAACCAGAAUCCAGUGUGGAGGCAAGUCUUUGCUUUCUCAAAGGAUAGGUUGCAGUCUAAUUUGCUUGAGAUUGUGGUGAAGGAUAAGGAUAUUGGGAAGGAUGAUUUCGUGGGCAGAGUCUUCUUCGAUCUUUUGGAGGUUCCCCUUCGAGUCCCGCCGGACAGUCCAUUGGCGCCACAAUGGUAUAAAUUGGAAGACAAGAAGGGGAAGAAGGCCAGAGGAGAGGUCAUGCUUGCGGUGUGGAUGGGUACACAGGCUGAUGAGGCAUUCCCUGAAGCUUGGCACUCUGAUGCUCAUUCCCUCAAUCCUGAGAACCUCUCUACCACUCGGUCACAGGUUUACUUCUCACCCAAGCUCUGUUACCUUCGUGUCAAUGUUAUUGAAGCUCAGGACCUUGUACCUUCUGAUAAAGGUAGGGUUCCUGAUACUUAUGUGAAGAUACAAUUGGGGAACCAAAUUAGAAUCACUAGGCCUUCACCGAUGCGGUCUAUGAAUCCAGUAUGGAAUGAUGAGCUCAUGUUUGUAGUUUCAGAGCCAUUGGAUGAGUUCAUGAUCAUCACAAUUGAUGAUAAAAUUGGACCUGAAAAAGAUGAGAUCUUAGGGAGACUAAUUCUUCCUGUUUCAGUUGCUGGCCAGAGAUUAGACCCCCAUAAGCUUCCCAGUGCUCGUUGGUUCAAUCUUGAAAAGCCUUCUCCUACUGAAGAAGCCAUUGCUGUUGCUGAGAAGAAGAAAGAACCAAAAUUCUCAAGCAAAAUUCAACUCAGGCUCUGCUUAGAUACUGGUUAUCAUGUCCUCGAUGAGUCCACACAUUUUAGUAGUGAUCUUCAGCCAUCAGCAAAAUACCUCAGGAAGCCAAGCAUUGGACUUUUGGAACUAGGCAUCUUAAGUGCUAAAAACCUGCUACCAAUGAAGACCAAGAAUGGGAGGACGACGGAUGCUUACUGUGUUGCCAAGUAUGGGAACAAGUGGAUUAGGACUCGUACUCUUCUCGACACUCUGCAUCCUCGGUGGAACGAGCAGUACACCUGGGAGGUCUACGAUCCAUGCACAGUCAUCACCAUCGGUGUUUUUGACAAUUGCCACAUCAAUGGAAGCAUAGAUGAAGCCAGGGAUCAAAGAAUUGGAAAGGUGAGAAUUCGAUUGUCGACAUUGGAAACUGAUCGCAUAUACACUCACUUCUACCCUCUGUUAGUCCUCCAGCCCUCCGGUCUUAAAAAGACGGGGGAACUUCACUUGGCAAUUCGCUUUACCUGCACUGCAUGGGUGAAUAUGGUAAGCCUCUAUUCAAGGCCAUUGCUACCUAAGAUGCACUAUGUUCAACCUAUUCCAGUCCGCCACAUCGAUUGGCUCCGUCACCAGGCAAUGCAGAUUGUGGCAGCACGGCUUGCACGUGCCGAGCCACCUCUCCGGAGGGAGGCUGUGGAGUAUAUGCUUGAUGUGGACUACAACAUGUGGAGUCUCAGAAGAAGCAAGGCCAACUUCAAUCGCAUAAUGUCACUGUUCUCCGGGCUAAUGGGAGUCGGCAUAUGGUUUGCUGAAAUCUGUAAUUGGAAGAACCCUGUGACAACAAUUCUAGUUCAUGUGUUGUUCCUGAUUCUGGUCUGCUACCCAGAACUGAUUCUGCCAACUAUCUUCCUCUAUCUGUUUGGGAUCGGGAUAUGGAAUUAUCGAUUCAGGCCGAGGCAUCCACCCUAUAUGGAUGCUCGCCUAUCACAUGCGGAGCGAGCUCAGCCAGAUGAGCUGGACGAGGAAUUCGACUCAUUCCCAUCGUCACGGCCGGGGGACAUCGUGAGGCGGAGGUAUGAUCGGUUGAAGAGUGUGGCAGGGAGGGUGCAGACUGUGGUUGGGGACCUGGCAACACAGGGUGAGAGAGCUCAUGCUUUACUAAGCUGGCGUGAUCCGAGAGCGACGGCAAUCUUCAUCUUCAUUGCAUUGGUUUGGGCAAUUUUUCUGUAUGUUACGCCUUUUCAGGUCGUUGCGGUGCUAGCGGGGCUCUACCUGUUACGGCAUCCCAGGUUCAGGGGCAAGAUGCCCUCUGUACCUUUCAAUUUCUACAAGAGGUUACCUGCCAAGACAGACAUGCUUCUCUGAGAAUAAGACUUGUUUGCAAACAAGUUACAAUUAGGUAGUUAAUUCUCCAGUCUCCAGCCAUCAGCCACUCAUUUUAAGUUUAAUAACAAGGACAAAGAGCCUUUACAACCAACUCUCCCACUCAAGAGAGGAAUUUCAACAUUUCCUUAAUAUGCACAUCCUUUUCUUUUCUCUUUUACCAAUGAAACCAAUUCUUCUUUUUGGCUCA